Rhinichthys klamathensis goyatoka is the source of this 5486-nucleotide messenger RNA. RefSeq names its product adenylate cyclase 1a (gene adcy1a). Bases 445 to 3789 code for a protein of 1114 amino acids. Gene Ontology annotation, biological process: intracellular signal transduction; adenylate cyclase-activating G protein-coupled receptor signaling pathway; cAMP biosynthetic process. The record is from RefSeq and is a predicted model, not a curated record. Gene Ontology annotation, molecular function: adenylate cyclase activity. The transcript has 20 exons. Gene Ontology annotation, cellular component: plasma membrane. Lineage: Eukaryota; Metazoa; Chordata; Actinopteri; Cypriniformes; Leuciscidae.
GAGCUGCUCUGCUGUCUUGUCUUAUCUUUUUUUGAGGACUGGGAGACGUGCUUGGUUUCUCAAUCGCGGGCUGACAUUGCGCAUGCGUGAUCCGGCCGCGGCGCUGAGAUGCAGCUGUGGGAUGCGGAGAGGGGAGUCCCGGCUCUGUGUGAUCGAUGUUAACCUCUUUCUGGGGCCGAACAAACGCUACGGGUGGUCUGUUCCCUGGAGACCGCCUUGAGGAGGGAGGAGAGAGAGCGCGAGGGAGAGAAAAGAGGAGGCGGGUGCUGUCUGCGCUCGUUACAGUCACCAACCUGUGGAUGGUGGCGGCGCGUGCUGCGGAUUAGAUACAGUCUAGCGCUGGGGUCAGUGUGCGCGAGUCCGUGUUGAGGCGCGACAGUUGCCGCCAGGACCGCGACAACAAGUGCCGAACAUGUGGUGCUUGUGAAGAAGAGCUCUGGCUGUAUGAAUGGCCCCGUUAUGGAGGAAGUUCCGUUUCCCAGAGUCCGCACGCGGCGGAGGAAAAGUCGCUGCCUGGCCGGUGCGUGUGAGCGCGAGUUUGACUGCAAGGAGCUCGAGACUCUCUUCCAGAAGUACAACCUGAAGCUUGAGCAGAACGCCACGCUCAAAGCGCUGGCCAUCCUCAUCCUCGCCGCGUCCGCGCUGGCGCUCGUGGAGUUGCUGUCCGCCGGCUCGCGCUUCACCGUGUCCAAGGGCUCGCACCCGGUCCACUGCGUCAUCUUCACCUCACUCUUCAUCGUCACCAACGUCAAAUAUCUGCAGGUCACGCAGCUGCAGCAGAUCGCGCGACUCGCGCUGCUCUUCAGCUUCACGUUCGCGCUGCUCUGUUGCCCGUUUCCUCUCGCACUGGGUCACGGGACGCAGGGCGCGCUGGCACCUGACGCACCGAGCAUAACACCUGAGCAAGGUGUCUGGCAGCUGAUGCUCGUUACAUUUGUUGCCUACUCUCUGCUUCCGGUCAGGACGCUCUUGGCGAUUUUGUUCGGUAUCCUGGUGGCUGCGUCGCAUUUCAUCGUGAUGGUGACAUCAGUUACGGCGCGUAGACCUUUCGUGUGGAGUCCGCUGGUAGCAAAUGCAGUCUUGCUGGUCGGCGUGAAUCUGUCGGGUGUGUUUGUACGAGUCCUUACCGAACGCACCCAGAGGAAGGCCUUCCUACAGGCCAGAAACUGCAUCCAGCAGCGCCUGCAACUAGAGGAUGAGAACGAGAAACAGGAACGCCUCCUAAUGAGCCUGCUGCCCAGGAAUGUUGCCAUGGAGAUGAAGGAGGACUUCCUGAAGCCACCAGAAAGAAUCUUCCACAAGAUAUACAUCCAACGGCAUGACAACGUCAGCAUCCUGUUUGCAGACAUUGUUGGGUUUACCAGUCUAGCAUCACAGUGCACGGCCCAAGAGCUGGUUAAACUACUGAAUGAGCUCUUCGGAAAAUUUGAUGAGCUCGCUACAGAAAACCAUUGCAGGAGGAUUAAGAUCUUAGGAGACUGUUAUUACUGUGUGUCUGGCCUGACCCAGCCCAAAACGGACCACGCUCACUGCUGUGUGGAGAUGGGUCUGGACAUGAUCGACACCAUCACGUCUGUUGCGGAAGCGACCGAGGUGAACCUGAACAUGCGUGUGGGUUUGCACACGGGCCGCGUGCUGUGCGGGGUUCUGGGGCUCCGAAAGUGGCAGUAUGAUGUCUGGUCCAAUGACGUCACACUGGCCAACAUGAUGGAGGCAGGAGGACUGCCUGGGAAGGUUCAUAUCACCAAGGCAACACUGGAAUGUCUAAAUGGAGAUUACGAGGUGGAGCCGGGCCUCGGCCACGAGAGACACGCUUUCCUCAGCAAACACGCCAUCGAGACUUUCUUCAUCGUACCCUCACACAGACGCAAGAUUUUUCCUGGUCUGAUCCUAUCAGACAUAAAGCCAGCGAAAAGGAUGAAGUUUAAGACAGUCUGUUACCUGCUGGUGCAGCUCAUGCACUGCAGAAAGAUGUUCAAGGCUGAGAUCCCUUUCUCCAACGUCAUGACCUGUGAGGAUGAUGACAAGAGACGGGCGUUGCGAACAGCUUCUGAGAAGCUGCGCGAUCGGACGUCAUUUUCGGCGGGCCAGGUGCAGAACUCUCCUGGGACCAGAGUGAACCGUUACAUUGGUCGAAUGCUAGAAGCACGACAGACGGAGUCCGAGACGGCAGACCUCAACUAUAUUACCCUUACAUACAAGAGCAGAGAGAGAGAGCAGAGAUAUCAGCAAGUGUAUGACGAGGCCUUCAUCAGUGCGGUGCUCAUCUCGCUUGUCCUCACUUCAUUUUUUGCAGUGGUCUAUUUUCUCAUCAUUCCUCAAGGUCUUCUGGUUGUGAUUCUUCUGGUUCUCUGUUUGUGUUUCCACAUGGCAAGUGUGAUGUAUCUUCACAUCACUCAUGUACAGUGCUCUCCUGACUGUCUCACCCUGCAGAUCAGAACAGUUCUGUGUGGGUUUCUGGUUCUGCUGAUGUACUCCGUGACCCAGGGGUGUGUGGUGGGAUGUGUACCGUGGUCACUGGUGGGGAAUCCCAAUGUCUCCAUGGUGACAGUUGUCACAGUGAAUGGGACUUCCGACGGCUCCGGGGUGUGCAAAUACACUCCGUACAUAUUUUUAUCAUGUGUGAUGGCGUCGCUAUCUGUGGCCCUGUACCUUCGUGUGUCAUCACUACCCAAGAUCCUCCUGCUUCUCCUUCUCAACAUUCUCCACACUGUCGUCAUGGAGACCAGCGGUUAUAGGAAGGCCAUAGGAGGUGGAUUCUUUCACACACAUGGCUAUGACCCGGUUCUGGCAAUGCUGUUGUUUUCUGGAGCUCUGGUGCUUCACUGCAGACAGCUGGAUCUUAAACUCAGACUGGACUACCUCUGGGCCACCCAGGCUGCGGAGGAGAGAGAUGACAUGGAGAGAGUGAAGUUGGACAAUAAGAGGAUUCUGUUCAACCUGCUGCCUGCACAUGUAGCUCAACACUUCCUGCUGUCCAACCCACGAAACAUGGACCUGUAUUAUCAGUCUUACUCUCAGGUGGGCGUCCUGUUCGCCUCCAUCCCCAACUUCAAUGACUUCUACAUUGAGCUGGAUGGAAACAACAUGGGUGUGGAAUGCCUCCGGCUGCUAAACGAGAUUAUUGCUGACUUUGAUGCGUUGAUGGAUAAGGAAUGCUACAAAGACAUUGAGAAGAUCAAAACUAUUGGCAGUACUUACAUGGCUGCGGUCGGACUCGUCCCCACUGAGGAAUCUAAGGUAAAGAAGUCCAUUUCUGCACACCUGUGCACAGUGGCUGAUUUUGCCAUCGAGAUGUUUGACGUCCUGGAUGCGAUCAACUACCAGUCCUACAACGACUUUGUGCUUCGAGUUGGCAUUAACGUGGGUCCAGUGGUUGCUGGAGUGAUUGGGGCUCGCAGGCCUCAGUACGACAUCUGGGGAAACACAGUCAACGUCGCCAGUAGAAUGGACAGCACUGGAGUUCAGGGCAAAAUACAGGUGACAGAGGAUGUCUUCCGCCUACUCUCCGGUUAUUAUCACUUCCUGUGUCGCGGCCAGGUCAGCGUGAAGGGCAAAGGUCAAAUGCUCACCUACUUUCUGGAGGGCCGAACCCCGCAAGGCAUGAACCCCAAGCGAUCCAAGAAUCCAGAGCGUGGUUUGAGCCCCUGCAUAAGGACCAAGCUGGGGUCCGCGCCCGCUGUCAGCAGUUACGGUGUGAAAAGUCUCACAGUAGGGCACAUUAGCACCCCAAAUAACAGCAUUCUGUACCUGCCCUCCGUAUCCGUCGAUGUAGAGAUGGAGGUGUGAUCGCAAGUAGACGGGUUCGACGGUGAUCAAUCGAUGCAUUAGUAAAUCAGAGGCAGGGAGGGAAACCGAACACAAGUGGGAUGAAGAACACGGAGAGACGAGACAGUUUUGCACAGAGGAGAGAAACAUUCAAACGUGCCAAACUGAGAAAGGCCCUGCCCCUUCACGCAAGUACAUAAUAAGCAUGUAUGUCUUUACGUGUGCACGUAUGCGUGUGUUUUAUUGAGUCUUCCCCAGACCAACAGGAUAUCAGGGUCUCCUACAUGGGAGCAUGCGAUCUACUGCAAAGGCAGCUUCACACCAGCCGUGGAGACACGUACCCAGCGUGUGUGUGUGUGUUUGUUUGUGUGUGAGUGUGUGUGUGUGUUAUCUUGCACCUGAAAAUGUCAAGAGAUGCCACGGUGAUGAAUAUUUUUAACACGUGAGUGGUGAGGACCAAAAGUUCCGAUUCAAAACAGCGCUGUAUUUUGUACGUAACUGUCGGGCGACGAAGGGAGAAACCUCAAACACGUGUUGGCGUUUUUCAAAACAGACAAAGGAAAAAAUACGGUUCCUCAUAUUGAGAUUUGCUUUGAAUAAAUUGUUUACAUGAAGAACACGUCACGGGUUUACAGACUUGAUAGCAAAGUUAUUCCCAGCUCUCCGAUUUUCAGGCACACGUCUGCAGUUGCAGAGAGAGAGAGAGAGAGAGAGAGAGAGAGAAAGAGAGAGACGGAUCGGCAGAAAUACUAAACAACCGCAGUGAAUCAGAGACUGCAAUGAUUUACUAGCGAAUGCUAACGCUAUGAUGUCUUGUAAUCAUUUACAGAAAGUCGGUCGAGUCUGUGACGUGGGUAAAUGUUUAACUUUGCGUGGGUUGAAUCAGCACAGUUUUCCUGUAUGUGAUGUGUGUACGCACUUGGGCAAAACAUCUGUAUGCAUUUGCUGCUGCCCUUUGCCCUCUGGGAUAUCCUUUCCAGUAAUAACAUGACUACAGAUCCAACGUGAAUUAUAAUAAGCGUCAAGGACACAAAAUAUCGUUACAAUUGCUUCACUGCUUGAGAAGCCAGCCCAAUCGAAGCUGUGUCGUUGUAAUAUUCACAAAAAAACAACCAAAUUGGCUUACAGUAUGAGAUAAAAUGGCUUAAUAUACAGUACAUCUAUUUUACAUCUAUUUUGUCUGUGUUUUUUCUUAGUGGCACUUAGCUUUCAGAUUCUCCUAUCAACGGUAGCAUCUCUCACUGUGCUUGCGGAAUGAUCUUUAACACGCGGUCGAACAUGCAUGAUAUUUUAGUGCUGGAUGUGUCAUGUGCUCUGUAGGUCUUAGGUUAAACAUCUGGAUUAUAGUUCAUCUACUGUAUUUCAGAGCAUGCAAACCUGCUCUCGGUUUCGAAAGCCUCACGAGUCUCAUUUCAUACGAGUUAAGAAAUAUCUUUUGAUUUACUUUAUGUGCUAUUACUGUAUCUUUGAUAGAUUUCCCAUGAUGCCUAGGGAAUGGCUUCAAGCAUGCCGUUCUGCAUGUCCCACUCAGCAUGCCGUAAUUCUGUCACGUCGCUCUAUUUGAUAACUGAUUUGUGUAUCUAAUGCAUGCCUACUGCAAAAACAAACCAAGGGUGAAAAGUGUCGAAGAUAUGUUGCGAAACAUGCUUUAGUAGCACUGCAUGAGCCCAGAAUAAUGGCCUUGAUGAAACGAAGCAUCUUUUUUCUUUUUCUUUUUC